GGGAAAGGAGGGUGAGUGCCUGCGGCUCCAGCUGGAAGCCAGUCAGAGGAGAUACGCUCAUUACUGGGGAAGGAGACUCUUUAGCUUUCUUCAUGGGACUCUCUCCUCCCCCUGGAAGGCGUUGAGGGGGAUAAGCUGAAACAAGCCCUCCUCUUCAUCCUUAUCAUAAACACCACCAGGUGGGAAUAAAGCUGAAGUUACCGAGAGGCUGCCAACAACAGGCUGGACGGUUCUGAAAAGCGACAAGUUCUGUCCUCCUGUCUCGGAUGGUUUGAAGAUAAAAUAUCUGCACGGCUGACAACUGGUCUACCAGUCAUGAAACGAAUUCUUCUGUUUUUUAUCCUGGCUGCUGCUGUUAUGUAUGGCAUACUGCACGGAAAUCUGUGGAGAAAUAACCUCUACUGGAUUAGCUUUUAUGGACAGUCUUCCUCUGUGAGGGCCCCUCCUUCCUAUGAGACUAGUGGAGUUACCCAGCUGCCACCUACAGAUGUGGAGAGAAGGAAUGCACUGGACACUUGUCUCCUGAAACCAGCAUUUGAAUCUUUAUUGGGUGUUGACAAAAUAUACCCGUUCCUGUGUGCUAAUGAUUUUAUCAGAGUGGCAGAGUUCCACGGGAGCGAUAAGUUUGAACUGCCUUAUGGAAUAAAGAGAGCAGAACAAUUUUUUCAUUUAGCUCUUUCAAGACUGCAGAACUGCGGACUUUCCAAUGAAGAUGACAGAGUUGCCUGUCGACGGUGUGUUGUGGUCGGUAAUGGAGGAGUACUUCGAAAUAAGACAUUAGGGGAGAAAAUUGAUUCGUAUGAUGUGAUAAUAAGAAUGAAUAAUGGCCCUGUUAUAGGGUACGAAGAUGAUGUUGGAAGGAGGACGACUUUCCGCCUUUCUUACCCGGAAUCCAUCUUUUCGGAUCCGAUCCACUAUGACCCUAAUACGACUGUUGUUCUCAUCGUCUUCAAACCACGUGACUUGAAGUGGCUUUGGGAGAUACUAAGUGGUCAGAAAAUAAGUGCUAAAGGCUUUUGGAAGAAACCAGCCCUGAAUAUGAUAUACAAAUCCAGUCAAAUCAGAAUUCUUGAUCCCAGUAUCACCAGAAAAACAGCAUAUGAAUGGCUUCGUUUCCCAACAAGGUUUCCCAAAAAGGAGAAACCCAAGCAUCCAACAACGGGGCUCAUUGCCAUUACGCUAGCAUUUCACAUAUGCCAUGAAGUUCACCUGGCAGGCUUCAAGUAUGACUUCACUGACAGAAACAGCUCUUUGCACUACUACGGCAAUGACACGAUGUCUCAAAUGAUGCAGAAUGAAUACCACAACAUCAAUGCUGAGCAGAAAUUUUUGAAGAAACUUAUAGACAAGAACUUUGUAGUCAAUUUGACAUGAAAGCUGAAUGGAAAAUAUGAAGAACAAUCACUAUUUUCAUGAUUUCAAAAGUUUUUAUUUUUUGUAUGACAUUUUUAUAUUUUAAGUGCGGCAUAACUGUUUACUGUUUAAAAGGAACCCAGAAACCUCACCAAGGCAGAAGCUUCUAAGCUUGGGGGUAAUGGGCUGUUGCAAACAGAAUAAACUGAAUUUCUGUGAAACUAUUUAAUAAUGGAAAAACCAUGAAGCUUUCAGCUGAAAGUAUCAGGGAUAUAUAAAAAUGUGAUGCAGAUUACUUAUUUAUCAGCAAGAACUCUUUCCAAAUGAUUACUUCUCUGGAAUACUUUUGUUUCUGGUGUCGUCCUCCAAAAAAGUUACACUGUCAAGAGUCUAAGGUGACCAGCGUUUAAUUAGUAGAUGGAUGUAAGAUCUUGAAUGUCUAUCUUGAAGUAUGCAAAUGACUUUAAAACAAUGCCUGGGAGUCAUUACUGUAUGUCAGGAAGAAGGGGGAACAUACAGAGUACAGGUUUUGCUCUGCCCUGCUCCUGAGGAGGGAACAUCCAUCUUCAGCAAAGAAGCCACAGCUUUGGCACUGGCCAUCGACCCUGGAUUGCUGCCUGCUUUUGCCAAAGGUGAAGGCUCUUUGGUCUGAUUUGUGGAGAUGUUGGUAUCAACAGUGCUCGUCUUGUACCUGGUUUAUGGGAAAUCAUCUUCCCCAGGCUGUGUGUCCAGUAAAUUGUACUGUUGAUGACCCCACUGAGAAAAGAGGGAGUACAAAGGCUGAAGAGUUGUCCUGCCUACCUGUGUGUCAGCUGCUUCCUCAAGACCACAACAGGAGCUGGGACAGAGAUGUUCAUGCCAGAGUUUAAUUUUACAGGCAACAUGUGAUGAAUUCCUAGACCUCCAGGACAGAAUCUUAUGCAUCUUUCUGUUCAUUCCCUGAGAAUCAAGAUAUAUUUUACAAGCCAGCACAAUCUCCUUUCUCAGAUGCUGUAAUGCAUUUCUACCUUUGAAAUGCAUCAAUAUGAGCAAUGAAUGUUUGUUUUUGACAGUAGAGUGUGCUAGGGAACAUCCAAGAUGUACUUCAACUGAAUUAUCAUUUGGCUUCUGUUUAUCUCUCCUGUCUUGACAUUAAGGUUUAAAGGAUGUGGCUGAACUAAAUCAUUUAGUGGUGGGAACUUACUCAGGAUUUUAAUUGAAACAUUUAGUGGGAUGUUUGUUUCCUGUAUUGUUUUGCCUUGGACAAGCCUGCAGAAUGAAUAAAUCUGCUUGGGGAUGCCCUUGACAACUGUUAAAGAAGAACAAGUAAUAUACUGUUCCAGUUCUCUCAUAGGAUAUGUGUGUGUGUGUGUGUAUGUAUUUAAUUGUCGCAGAUUUGCUUGAGGAUCUUGUGGUUUUAUUGAUCAAUCAUGCCUAAAGAAAGCACAAAGAAAUCCACCACAAAAAAAAAAGUGUCUUUAAAGUGGGCAGAAAAACCCUUGGUGCUUUUAAAUAAAAUGAUACUGAGAGCUUUAGCACAUCUAGGAGGAGUGUAAACAAUUGCAGUAUGAAUACAAAACUCUAGCAGGUCAAGAGCACAGUAUUUGUAUUAUCAGAAACCAAGGAUGACAAAAGUACUGACUAUAGCUACUUUGCUGCAGCAGUGUAGAGAAAUAAGUGUUCAAGUGACCAAAGAGUCAUUUUUCUUUUUUUCCUCUUUCUCUUACAAAGUGCAAUAGGUAUUAAAAAAAUCCCAAACAAACAAACCAAAAAAACACAAUACUUCCCCAUGGUUGUCAUCUCUAUCUUUAGCUCCUUGCCUCUGCCGCUUGGGAGUUGCUGAGGGCAGUGUGAUUUGGAGGGGAGCCACGGUCAAAGAGGCUUUCACCUAAUUGGACGUAUUUGAAAUAACUCUGAAUGUCAUGAAAAUCUGUGGUGGGGGCAGGGAAGGGCCCAGGUGUGUCCCAGCAAGGGACAGGCUGUGCCGUUGUGUCCUGCUGGCUGGAUAUGUGUCCCUUGGGUCCAGGGGAUGCUGUGGGGGGUGGCCCCUUGCCCAUCUGUGUACAGGGUGGCAGGUGAGAGCGUGGGGAAAGGGGAGCAUGGGAGCUCCUGGGGCACUGGAGGAGGUGACUGUGGUGGUGGAAGUGGAGGACCUCUUCACCAGGUGCCAGAAGGGCACUUAGUUAUUUGUGUUUCCUUGGUUUUUCUUUGCCUAAAACAUAUACAUUUCUCAGACUUUGAGGAGAUCUUUGCUUAAAAUUCUGGAUGCAUCAGAAAACAGUGACAAUACUGUCUUUGUCUCUACCAACAUUUGUUUCUUAUGAUUAUUUCAGUUAACUAUAAAGGGUGUAUGUGACUCUGCAGCCCCAGACCUGCAGUGAUUUAGGCUCCUGACAGUAGCAAUUCCACAUGAAAAAAAUGCUGAAGUAAGGCUUUUAACAAAGGCCACAGUGUUGUCUGAGCUCCCUCCUGCACAGAAGUCCUUGGUAGAUCUUGGACUCUGUUGAGAGUGGAGCCAGGCAGAAGUGGAGGGGGCCUAUUCCUCAUCAAAGCCCACAGUUGCUCUCAGCAGCCCCCACCUCUCCCAUGGGAUGCUGCCACAGAUCCAGUCACAUCCAUGUAACAUCUCAGUAUGCUGACCAUGUAGAAUUUUUUUCCAGGAGAGCUAUUGAGUUUGUCCUCUCCUCACAGUGCCUGGUACUUGUGAUGGUGCAGGCUGCUACCUGUCUCUGGUGGCAGGAGGUGGGUAGGGAGCUCUACUUUUGAGGAGGUGGUUAAUGUCUCUGCUUUAUUUCCUCUCCAGAGAUACUCUUCCCACUAAUACGAAAUGAUGCCUUCUCCCAGCUUUUCUGGGAGUUGGUUUUUGGGGGGUGGGGUUGGUUCUGCUGUGGUUAGAAUCCAAAUAAAAUAAUUGGAAAAAAGGCUUCAUGGCAAACAAAUGAUGUCUCCCAAACUCUUUUUAUUUAAAAGACUCCUUUAUUUAUUUAAUAUUUUUUUUUUUUUUACCACAUCAGGGUUUUUUUGGCCUAAGAUUAUUUUUUUGUUUUAAAUAAUGUGUCUGCUAUUCUCGGUUCAUUUAAUAUGCUGUCUACAAGCAUUUAUGCGUAUCAGCUGCCCCUUUUUAUUUCUUCUAAUAAGCCUGCCUAUUUGUAUUACUUGUUUUUGAAAUUAAGCAGUACUCCCAGGGAUACUUCUUCUCCCACUUCUGUGCUCCUGCAUUGGUGUUGAGUCCAUGUGUGCCAAGGUUGCCCUCACAAGGUGGCUGAGGAACGUUUAGAGCCCAGGCCUUUUUUCUUUUUUGAAAGCACAGCUUAGGGGCCAGUGAUUUUUAGCUUCAAUUAGAAACAGAGGCAACUGCAUCAUUUCCCCUGAUGCAAGAUGUUUUGGUAGGAUUCUGUGUUUACCUGCCCUCCUUCAUCACCAUCACCUGCUUCAUGUGGUCAUUUCUGUUCCUCUGCCUAGAGAACAAGUGUCAAUUUCAUACUUAACUUUUUGUAGGCAAGAAUACCUAUAUGUAGUGUGUUUCCCACCAAUGCCAACAGAUAACAGUGUGUUUUCUACCUGGGUGCAUGUCUUCACAGCUGUUUUGCAUUACUAAAGACUUCCCUUAGGACUUCUUGAAAAAAGCAAUAAUGCAAACUCUGAAUACACAAAACUUUUCUGAGAGUAAGCUGCUACUAAGAUUUUAUUUUUCCAUUUUUGCCAUUCCUGAAAGUGAAGUCUCUGCACUGAAACCUCCCUUUAAAAGAUACCCAUUUUUUCCUCAUAUCAUCAGCAGCAAAGCUGUCAAAUUUUUAAUCUGGGCAUGUUGCCAGCUUGAUUUCCAUGUCUGGUAAGGGUGUAACUAUGUAGGUACCCAGUGUCUCCCAUCAGUUUUCUUCCUGUAUUGAUUGCAAAGUCAGUCUUAUGCCUUCUGGCCUGUUCUCCUGCAGCUUGCUGAAUUUCCAGGCAGCAGCAUCUUACAGCAAAGGUGUUCCUGCUGUCUGCCACCUCCCUCAAAAUGCUGCAUCAUCAGAAAGACCCAGCUAUGAGGUACCAAAGCACACACAGAAACAGGCAGGAUGACGUGUCAGCUGAAACCUCUCCUUGGCUCAGACUUUUAAAUGGUUUUUUUUGUUUAUUUUCUGCCAGAAAAGUGUUGUGGGGUUGUUUUUUUUGUUGUUGUGGUGGUGGUGGUUUUUUGUUUGUGGGUGGUUUUGAUUUUGUUUGUGGUUUGUUUUUUUUUUUCACUUUUCUCUCUGCUGUAAUAAUUAAGGGAAGUACUGAGAUACUACUUAACAAGAAAGGUCACCAGCUAUUGCACUAAAUACAAAUCUGAGAGUGCCUAAAAGAUAUUACUAAAUGACAUUUCCAGUGAUUGUGUUGGUGAUAAUAAAACAGAAUCACAACUUCAGUGUUUAAUAAUUAGUCUGUGGUACCUCUUGUUUCUGUGUCACACUUCCCUUUAUAACAAUGCCCUGGGAGGUAGUGUAAACUUUUAAGUGGAGUCUGAUUUUUAAGAACCUCAACAUCAUUUUUGGUAUCGGUAAAUACUUAUUUUAUUUGCUAUUUGUCUUAAGUUUUAUAUGCCUUUAAAGUGCCAGCUGUAUUUUGAAGACAUUCUUAAAGUUGUUUCAAGUGAAAUUUUGAAUGCUACAAAUGGAAAGAUACUAUUUUCCUGUGAAUAAACUGUGUUAAAGAUGGUG
Molecule: messenger RNA, 6017 nt
Organism: Columba livia (rock pigeon)
Lineage: Eukaryota; Metazoa; Chordata; Aves; Columbiformes; Columbidae
Gene: ST3GAL6
Product: ST3 beta-galactoside alpha-2,3-sialyltransferase 6
Exons: 12
Coding region: 316-1374 (352 amino acids)
Biological process (GO): glycolipid biosynthetic process
Molecular function (GO): beta-galactoside alpha-2,3-sialyltransferase activity
Source: RefSeq, a predicted model, not a curated record